GGGUCGGAAUUUUCCUUGUAAUAGAAUAUUGUAUUCUACCAGAUUAACAUUUUAUUCUAUGUCAAGGAUUAAACCGUGCCAAUGGCUGUGAACCAAUUUACUUAACUCUUCGCACUUGAAGAACGUUGGACAGAAGAUUGUAUUGCAUAGUAGGCCUGUUAUCAGCAAGAAAAAAUGCUACAAGUAAUUACAACUCCAGAUUAGUAGGUAAUCUAAUCUGGAUCCACAUAGAAGGAUUACUCUGCCCCUACCAUAAACACCUAUAUUUGUGAUCGUUGGUAACGUCGGUCACAACAUCGAAUUGAUGGUAAUUUGAAACUUCAGAAUACGAUUGGUGUACCCUGUAACUGAUCUGUGGCGGCAGCUUUCAAAAAAAUUCAGUUUCAACAUCAUCUAAUUGCGUGGCUCUCGAGUAAACUGAAAAUCAAGGGGAAUGAAGAAAUGAAUUAACUGUACGGACGAUGAUGUCAUUGCCCCGACAGGUUAUGAGCAGUGCGCGGCGAGGAUGUCAAGAUGGCUGCCACGUACAUCUGAUCGGAGGUGUGUGCGCUCGCGAAAUUUGACGCCAAACCGUGAUAAAACGGGCUGUGCAUUUCGGGUCCCUGACAUGCUGACAGUGCGUAGUUAGUCGGCCCAUAUCCAUGAGGACCACUUUGUACACCAUCGAUGAUAGUUCUUGUCGUCGCGGCCGGCGGCGGCUCGCAUUGAACCAUGUUCAGCAAAAAGCUACAUGUAGACGUCAAAAAGUCAACACUGAAGAUUCAGGAUGUUAAAAAGGAUAGCGCAACUCGGUUCAAGCAUCUUAAGAUCGUAUUAGAAAAUGUGGACACUGAUGAAGCAAAGGGGUUUUUCGAGGGCAACUUCAGUCAUGUCUAUUUUAUUCUUUACGAUUGUUUUGUCUCGGCUGAAGCAAAUCUCCGGCAGAGAGAACUUUCCUUCCACAUUGUGCAUAAGGCACAUAGGGAGGAAUUGGAGCAGGUAUUACAGCUCUUAGAGAAAGUUUUGACACUUCUCCCUGAGCUUCUUAACAGGAGAUGGCAAUGCCACAGUUUGGCAAGGAUUUUGCAAAAACUUUUACACCCGGGUAAUAGUUGGAAACUUCGUAGACAAGCUAUAAGGUAUUUUAUUCUGUGGUACCAAGCACUUGGUGAAAAUGCCCCAGAACAUAUACAUCAAAUGUUUGCAAGCUUGGUACCAGGGUUUCCACCCCAACAACCAUCCCCUUAUAAGUCUGAACGUAAACUGGAUGGAAGAAAUAAGCAUGCAAAAGUAAUUGGUUGUGAUGAUAAGGAUAGGAAGGAGUUUUAUGAUACACAAUUGUCACAGAGUACUUUCCAUGACAAUAGCUUGAAUCAGUGUCCAGUCACUCCAGUUGACAGUGGACCUAUUUUACCCCCACAAAGUGGAGAGAAGCCUCUUGAUAAUGAGACUGUUCGAUUUUUAGAAGCAUUACUUGAAUUUAUGGUUACUCAGGUUGUUAAAAUAGAAUGGCGGGAUAAAUCUUCACGACAGCACAAGACUUUCCAAUUUUUAUUAGAACGUUUUAAAGCCACAUACCUUCGUCACAUUUGUCCUGAGUUCGACGAUAAUUUCUCCUUGUACAAACCUAAUUUAGAACUGCCUACAAUGCGUAAACCAACGAAUCAAAGUCAGGAUAAUUAUGUAUUGUGUAAAGUUGCAUUCAUCAAAUGGGUUGCUAGUUUUACACACGUUGCUAGAAAAGAUGGUCUCUUCGCACAUCUUUCACAUAGCACAACUCCGAACGAAGAAAACGCGGAGUCGGAACUUCGUCGUGUUUCGGUUACACAAAAUUCAGCUGAUUCAACUUUACUGUCGCCUGAAUCAACUGUAUCUCAACAAGAGAACCAAAAUCAGGAGGAUAACACUGUUUCGGCUGUUACCCUCGUCAGGGAAGUUCUUUACGGUAACAGAGACAACGUGAACUUUGUACACGAGUUGUAUAGACAAGCAUUUCUUUUGGACUUCAAUCAUGCUGGUGCUAUCAGAAAGGCUAUAGCUGUUUAUAAAGAUUGGAUUCAAAUGAAUGAGCUUCCUCCAUUCAUGUUAGAACCAUUGGAUAGUCAUAAGGAUAGAGAUUUAGAAGAUACCUCCAAAAAGGAUGGAAAUGAUGUAGAUAAAAGUCCAUCUGAAUCUUAUCGUCAAACAAGAUUGAGAAACGAUUCGUACCUCGGUGCUAUACACAGAGAAAAUUUGUUUAUCAGAGCAGGAUUGCAGAAUGUACUCCAAGUAUUCAUUACGCAGGCUUCGAAUGUAUUUUUCUUGGAGAAUUUUGGACCGAAUGCAUCUCUGACGCUACUCGAAGAGCAGACGGACAGCUGUAAAAGAGUGCUAAACGUAUAUCGUUACGUUGUUAUGCAUUCUAGAUUAGAACCGGGCACUUGGGAACAAUUGCUUAGGGUAUUACUACAAAUAACGUCACUCGUUUUAAAUGAGAAAUCAUCUCGACGGAAGGUUCAAGACAGUAUUGGUGGCAAACUUGCACCCGCCAUAUUUCAAACGUUAAUUGUCACAUGGAUUAAAGCCAAUUUAAACGUUGUUAUUUCUACUCAGCUGUGGGAUCAGUUUUUAGAGGUAUUAACAUCUCUGACACAGUGGGAAGAAUUAAUUCGAGAGUGGGCUAAAACAUUGGAUACUUUAACAAGGGUACUUGCCAGGCACGUGUACAAUCUAGAUCUAAACGAUUUACCAUUGGAUAGACUGAGUGAGCAAAAAACUAAAAAGCGACGGGGUGUUGGAAGUCGUGCUGCGUCUACCGGAAGUGUCCAACCGCCGCGGAAAGGAAGCGUUGAUCAAGAAAGUCAUACAGUGUCUAAAGAAAAUGUUAUCGAUCAUCCAAUGCGAGACAUGAGGAAAGUACGACCUCUUCCGCGCAGUGCGAGCGAUAAUACAAUAUAUAAUGCAAAAUCUCGCACAAAGCUUCACAGAAAUCGUACUCACACUGUGCACAGUGGCAUUCCGGUACUCCCAUUGUCAAUAGAGCAAGAUAUGGCUCGGUUAUUAUCAAGCGGUUCUACAUCAUCGUCGGGACACACCAGAAAAAUGUUACCCAACAGACGUGCUAAAUCCUUGGAUAGCAUUGUCAUGGUGGAUAGCGAACCACCGUCGCCUCGUUGCCCAUCUCCAACGCCCAGCAGUGGGGUUGACAGCAACAAAGACAGUCCUAUACAAAUUGAAAACAUUGAUGGCAGUAGUAUUGACACUAAUGAUGCAUCAGAAAGAAGAUCUGUCAUGGCAGGUGGCGGAGUUCGUGGAUGGCUACCUGAUGUGGCAGUAGUAUUAUGGAGACGUAUGUUGUCAGCAUUAGGGGAUGUAAAUAACAUUCAAGAUCCCACCCUUCAUGGUCAAGUAAUGGAUUACCUUGUGCAGCUUACGCAAACACUCAUAAAAAUUCGUCUAAACCAAGGUGUAUCUGGAGACAAUCAAGCAACUCCUCCAGCUCCAGAACUCAUACCGCCAUUAACAGUCAUUGCCCCUUGGUGUUUUAAGGCGAUACAACUUCCUAAUCAAUAUGAAGUUGGUAAACUAGCAGCAUAUCGUUUGAUUUGUCUUUUAACGGUUCAGCCGCAGGAUAUUAGUUUACCGAAACAACAUUUAACUCUAUUUUAUCGUGCGGUUCACAACGGUAUCGUUAGUAACGACAGUAAAGUAUUACAUGUUCUUGUUAAAUAUACUGGACCAAGAUUGUUCAGUUUGAAUCUUCCUGGCUCCAGUCUACUGAUCUUGGACUAUAUUCACGCUGCUAAUAUGAUAUUAAGCAGUCAAGACAUUGGGGCACCGAGGACAGAGGCUGUUUCAAUGAUUGGAUCGUUAUUAUCAUUGCCUGCUACUACAGUAAAAUUACCUGUACUGCAACCUACUGCAACAGAUAUUGCAACCAUGACGUGUCCAGACGCAAAAGAACAUAUAAUUACGAUACUCUUAAGAAGCUGUAGACGUGAACCAACUGGUAUUGCGAGAUGCGUGGCGCUUUCAAGUAUCGCUAUGUUCGUUUAUAAAGAACUAUGCUACAGAAAUCAACACCCGAGGAUCCCAGAAUCCGUUACGGUUCUUCUUCUAGCACUGAGACGGAUGCAAGGAACAGAGCGUCGCAGGGCUGGUUUCUGUUUCCCCUUAAUGGAUCAGGCCAGUCAUGCUACCGUUGCCCAAGUAGCAUGUGACUCUCUACUGUUGCUAUGUGAUAAAGCGGAUAUCCUCUUGGAAUUGUACCCAAAUGUGCCAUCGAAAAUAAUUCAGAUUUUGUCAGAAACGCUUGGAUAUAUGAGUACACGAGAUAGACGCGGCCAAUUGAUAAUAUCGAUGUUAUUUUGCUUGGGUGAAUGGGCUAUGCAUCUAGGUCCGAAUGUCUUAUUACGUGUAUUUCAAGGAAAACCACUAUUAAUGACACUGUUCACUGUUUUGGAUAACAUAGUGCAAGACAAAGGUAGUAAAGGUUUGUCACAGUCAAGCAAAAGUCAUGAAGAUGAGGACAACGACUUUGAUCCUGAUAUUACUUUGGACAAUUUGGCUGACGAGACUAGCAUAAAAUCACCUCGUAGAGGCAAUAUUCAGUCUGUUCAGUUGGCCGCAAAAAUGGUAAUGAUGCAUUUAAUUAAUCACUUGGGACACUUCCCGAUGGGUAUUGGAGCAGCUCGCUUAUCUUCGUUAGUCGUCGAAUUGGAUGAUGUACCAGGAAUUGAUGGAGAUGAACUAUCAUCUGCAAUCUUUCAUGCACCAAACAUGCAACUGUUAAUGUUAUCGAACUCCGUGAUAAUGUCACUCGUUGAAUUGGCUGCGUUGGACGCACCCGGUGGCGGUGUCACUGCUGGAUUAACGACAGCUCCGUCGUUGGUUCGAGUUUUGUUGAGGGAUUUGGCAGGAAAAGCAUCAUGGGACAGUUCUAUCUUGUACAGUCAGCCAUCUAUUGACGAUGAUAUUCCAAUAGCAUUUACAAAACACGUUGAAUGGAAAGCAAAAUCACAUGGCGAAGAAUUAUGUAGCGUUACGACGCCUCAAACGUGUACACCUCGACACACGGUGCGACACCGUGAACCUCAUGUAUUACCUACAUUCGCAAAUGGUGCGAGUGAUAUGGAUAACUUAGAUGAUCUCUUACAGUACAUAGGGUAUACAAGCCCAGAAGUAUUAACCAAUCCAGAAAUAGCACUUAAUGCACCAGCAAAUCCUCCUCAGGGUUACUACCUCGAAAGUGAAACUAUAGCAACCAUUCUCAGUCAAAGGAAUGCAGAACAGGAGCAUAUCAACAAUUGGAAUCAGCAUAUUAGCAUGUGUGCAUCAGCAAUAAGUCCGCCUUGUUGUCGUCCACCUCCAGCACCGUUUCAUCACUGCCGCCUUCUUUUUUCGCAUUUGGGUCUAUCUGGUUGGGAACAACGUAGAAAAUUGCAUUUACUCUCGAAGAACGAGAAGCUAUUACGUGAAUUGCGAAAUCUCGAUAGUCAACGGUCUAGGGAAACGCAUAAAAUAGCGGUAAUCUAUGUCAGUCAAGGGCAGGAGGAUAAAAACUCCAUAUUAAGCAAUGUCACUGCAAGCAAAGAAUACGAGAGCUUCAUUGCAAGAUUGGCCUGGGAGAUCGAACUUGAAUCCCAUACAGGCUUUCUCGGUGGUCUUGUGCCUGGAAAAGCGUCUGGUGUCACAGCACCAUAUUUUGCUACAUCUUUCACUGAAAUUCUUUUUCACGUUGCAACGAGAAUGCCUUCGGAUAGUCAUGAAAGUUUACUGCAAAAGACCCGCCAUCUUGGAAACGAUGAAAUUCAUAUAGUUUGGUCUGAGCACUGGAGGGACUACCGCAGGGACAUCAUACCAACUGAAUUUUGUGAUGUUUUAAUAGUUAUUUAUCCGUUACACAAUAAAUUGUACAGAAUUCAGAUCUCUCGGAAGCCAGAAAUUCCAUUUUUCGGGCCGCUGUUCGACGAGUGUAUUGUAGAGGAUAAAGUUCUGCCUGGAUUAGUGCGGACAACAGCUCUGGCGGCUAGCAGAGCGAAGCGAUCUACGCUUACGUUGUAUCAGCAUUAUUACGAAGAGAGAGCAAGAUCCAUCGACACCGUUAUGAGAAAUCAUAAAGAAGCUACCACAUUCGAAGAAUUCACAGCCAACGUUUAUUCCCCGGUACAACCGCCGAGCCCGUUCAGUGGGGCUUCCUCUGUAUCUGGAUCUACAACAAGCGUGCAAUCCACAGCAUCGUCAAACCUCGCAGCAGCGCUUAUAGAUUCGCAUCAGGGUCGAUCCGGACUGCGAAGUUCAUCAGCGGCGAGCAGUGAUAACCGCGCGAAUAGAGGUGACUAAUUCAGUCCACUAACCCCCACCCACCUUGUAACACCAUCC
This is a messenger RNA of Nomia melanderi (Alkali bee), 6339 nucleotides long. NCBI's taxonomy places the organism in Eukaryota, Metazoa, Arthropoda, Insecta, Hymenoptera, Halictidae. The record is from RefSeq and is a predicted model, not a curated record.